GAGCUAGGAGCUCCUAUUGCAUUAGCAGGAGCAGGCGGAGGCAGCAGGAGAGACCAAGGAAGGGCAUUGCAGGACUCCUGUGACGGGCAGCAUGGCAGAAGAUCUGCAGCUAGAAACGUGGGACCUGGAAUGCGAGCGGAACAAUCGGGAACACCGGACCUCCGAAAACGGCAACCGGCAGCUCAUCGUGCGCAGGGGGCAGCCGUUCACCAUCACCCUGCACUUUUCCGGGAGGGAGUACCAGGAAGGCGUGGACCAGCUCACGUUCCACGUUGAGACAGGGCCUUGCCCCAUCGAGACAUCAGGGACCAGAUCUCUCUUUCCCCUUUCCUGCUCCCUGGAAGAGGCUGUCUGGAGCUCAGCCGUGGAAUGCCAGGAGGGGACCUCUCUGACUCUGUCCAUCUCCUCCCCUCCUGACGCCCGGAUCGGCCGCUACCGCCUGACCAUGGAUGCUGCCACCGACCAUCAGGGCUCCAGCUUCAGCCUGGGGGAAUUUGUCCUGCUCUUCAACCCUUGGUGUCCAGCGGAUUCUGUCUUCCUGGAGAGCGAAGAGGAGCGUGUGGAAUAUGUGUUGACCCAGCACGGCCAGAUCUACCAGGGAUCCAAGGAUUACAUCUACUCGAUCCCGUGGAACUUUGGCCAGUUUGAAGAUGAAAUUCUGGACAUCUGCCUCCAGCUGUUGGACACCAACCCCAAGUUCCUCCAGAACCAGGACAAGGACUGCUCCCGACGCAACAGCCCUGUCUAUAUCAGCAGGGUGGUGAGCGCCAUGGUGAACUGCAACGAUGACCAAGGCAUACUGCUGGGGCGCUGGGACAACCAGUAUGACGACGGCGUGAGCCCCAUGGCCUGGAACGGGAGCGUGGACAUCCUCCAGAGGUGGCAGAGAUAUGGGUGCCAGCCGGUCCGGUACGGGCAGUGCUGGGUCUUUGCCGCUGUGGCCUGCACAGUGCUGAGGUCCCUGGGGGUCCCCACCCGCGUGGUCACAAACUACAACUCCGCCCACGACACCAACGGCAACUUGGUCAUUGAGCAGUAUUUGGACGAGAACGGGAAGCUGCAGCAGGGGAACCGGGAGCUCAUCUGGAAUUAUCACUGCUGGAAUGAAUCCUGGAUGACCCGCCAAGAUCUCCCAAGCGGGUAUGAUGGCUGGCAGGCUGUGGACCCAACUCCCCAGGAAAAAAGUGAAGGAGUCUAUUGCUGUGGGCCCACUCCGGUCCGAGCUGUCAAGGAAGGAGACCUGAAGCUGAAGUACGACGUGAAGUUUGUCUUCGCCGAGGUCAACGCAGACGUGGCCUACUUGAUGCUGCAGAGCGACAUGUCUCGGAAGAGGACCACCUACUCCACUCUGGUGGGGAAGCACAUCAGCACCAAGAGCGUGGGCAGGGAUGCCAAGGAGGACAUCACCCACAACUACAAGUACCCAGAAGACUCGGAGGAGGAGAGGUCCGUCUUUGAGAAGGCGAAGCACCAGAAGGUCUACCCGCCAGCAGAAGAGGGCAUGAAAGUCAAGAUCAAGGCCUCCGAGGGGAUGAACAACGGCUGUGACUUUGACGUCUUUGCCGUCAUCACCAACAACACGGGAACCGAGCGGCGCUGCCGGCUGAUGUUUGGCGCCCGGACCAUCACCUACAACGGGACGCUGGGGCCAGAAUGCGGGAGCAAAGACCUGCUCAACGUCAACCUGGAGCCCUACGCAGAGAGGGUUGUCCCCUUGCGGAUCCUCUACGAGAAGUACGGCGACUGCCUGACGCAGGACAAUAUGAUCAAGGUGAUGGCUCUCCUGCAGGAGCACGAGACCAACGAGACUGUCAUCGAGUCCAGGAACAUCUAUGUCAAAAACCCAGAUAUCAAAGUCCGGAUCUUGGGGGAGCCGGUUCAGAAGCGCAGGCUGGUGGCCGAGCUGACGCUGAAGAAUCCCCUCCCGACCCCCCUGAACGGCUGCCUCUUCGCCGUAGAGGGUGCCGGCCUGACAGAAGGGCAGAAGAUCCAGGAGCUGGACUGCCCCGUCGAGCCGGGUGAGGACGCCAAAGUGAGGGUGGAGUUCAUGCCCCGCCAGUCGGGCCUGCGGAAGCUGGUGGUGGAUUUCGAGAGCGACAAGCUGAAGGGGGUGAAGGGCUACCGGAACGUCAUCAUCGCCCCCCUGCCCAAAUGAUGUGCCCCCCCCACCCCACCCUGCCCGGAAGGGAAGAGGGUUGCUUUGCUGGCCCUGUCGGAAAUCCAUCGCCUGAGCCGCCUCUUUAGAAAGACGGGUGAUUCUGGCAGCAACGGGGACCC
Molecule: messenger RNA, 2277 nt
Organism: Lacerta agilis (Sand lizard)
Lineage: Eukaryota; Metazoa; Chordata; Lepidosauria; Squamata; Lacertidae
Gene: TGM2
Product: transglutaminase 2
Exons: 13
Coding region: 92-2155 (687 amino acids)
Biological process (GO): peptide cross-linking
Molecular function (GO): protein-glutamine gamma-glutamyltransferase activity
Source: RefSeq, a predicted model, not a curated record